GGUACUCCCUGGCUGCCCCUGGAUAUGAUGCUCGACCAUCUAGAUGGAGGCUGCUGUGGUGGCAUCGCUGGCUUCUGAUCAAUCAGCUUCCUCCAGGAAGUCCUUUUGUGUUGAAAGAGACCACAAACAAUGUGGAGGGCAUGCAGCAUAGCAGGAAACAGCACUGUGGGACCAUUGAGGCUGAGCUGGAUCCAGUGGAGUACACCCUUCAGAAGUGGUUGCCCCACCACCUGCCCCAGAGGCCCAAUGACAUUUAUGUUAACAUGAAGACUGACUUUAAGGGCCAACUGGCCCGCUGCCAGAAGCUGCUGGACAGGGGAUCAUGGGGUCAGAAUGCAUGCAUUGGGAGCCACAUUCAUGGCUUGGGCCUGGCCAUCAACCAUGCAAUCUGCAUUGCCCCACAGCUUCAGGUGGGCAGCUUCGGGUCCUCGCAGGUGGCUGCCCAUACCUCCACAGUGAAGCUUGUUGAUGAGCUGGAACCAGAGACUAGUACACAAGAGCCACUGACCCACAUCAGAAACAACUCGGCCACCCACACCCCAGUCUUCAGGGUUACACUCGAGUAAUAAAAUGAGUCUGGCUCACCUCCUCCAUCUACCUACCCUCAGCUAGGCUCAGGUAUGACUCUCCUUGUACUGAGUACUGCCAUGGACCUCCUACUAGAGCCAUAUAAGGAAAAGCUUGCUGAUUCAUAGCCCAAAGGACUCUGAAUUGACAGGGGGAGAGUGUCUCUUGUUGGGCCCAAGCAAUGGGCCUACCUGAAUGUUUGUGGUCUGUAACCAGCCAUUGUC
Messenger RNA from Phyllostomus discolor (pale spear-nosed bat), 791 nucleotides. RefSeq names its product ribonuclease P protein subunit p20-like. Gene Ontology annotation, cellular component: nucleolar ribonuclease P complex; nucleus; ribonuclease MRP complex. Gene Ontology annotation, molecular function: nucleic acid binding. The record is from RefSeq and is a predicted model, not a curated record. Gene Ontology annotation, biological process: tRNA 5'-leader removal. Bases 141 to 566 code for a protein of 141 amino acids. The transcript has a single exon. NCBI's taxonomy places the organism in Eukaryota, Metazoa, Chordata, Mammalia, Chiroptera, Phyllostomidae.